UAUCACUAUUAUCGGUAUCUUCAUCUCCACCACUCUGUCCCUCACGGCCAGGGCCUUGUCCUGCCAAGUGCACGGACUGGUGGGCAAGUUCCGGUACCAGUACCGGUAAUACUGGUACCAGCCUUAACGGUACUGUACUGGUAAAAUUUUCCGUACCAGUAAAUAGCCGAAACGGUACUGAGCACGUAUACAGCGUGACUGACGAGAAAGAAAGGGUGUCUGAGGAUAGGAUGUGUGAAUGUGAGAGGAUGGGAUGUUGGAAAAAUGGAAGACCUCAGCAGGGAAAUGAAUGUAUGGAAUGUAGAGGUAGUCUGUGUAACUGAAACCCAGCUAAGAGAGAGAGAGAGAGAGAGAGUAGAACUGGAGUCAGAGAGUUUUAGAAUGAUAGGUAUAGGUAGGAGUAAGCAGCAGAGGAAGGGGGGAGGGGUUGGAGUAAUGGUAAGAUUAGAUGCAGGCGUGGACAUAGAGGAGAUAGACGUAAGGGAGUGUGAGAUGAGUGAGGAUGUUAUGUCAGUGAGAUUAGAGUAUAAGGUAGGCAGGGACAGAGAGAAAAUAAUAUUAAUUGUGUGCUACAUGACCGUUGAAAGAGCAGAAGCGAGAGCUGAGAAUGAAAGAAAAUAUAGGAUUAUUGAAAGGCUGGUACAAGAGAAUAAGAAUGAAAGAGUAAUUGUGAUGGGGGACAUGAAUGGUCAUAUAGGAGUAUUGGGUGAGGAAGUAAAUGGGAAUGGACAAGUGUUACUAGAUUUUGUGGAGAGGAAUGAGCUUGAGAUUUUGAAUGUGACCAUGGCAGAGGGUAGAGUGACAUGGUGUGGAAAGGAAAGUGAAUCUGUCAUUGACUACAUGGUGGUCAACGACAAAGCGAGGGAACGAGUAAAAGGCAUGUGGGUGGAUGAGGAGAGAAAGAUUGAUGAAGCGAGUGACCAUAAUGUUAUGGUAUUGGAGUAUGAGUGUGUGAAGGAGAAGGUAAAAGUGACUACACAGGGGAAGGGAAGGUGGAAAGUUAGAGAGGCAGACUGGGAUAGUUUUAGAGAAGCGAUAGAGAAGAUGGAAUGGAUGACUGGUGAGAACGGGCCACAGACAGAGAGAGGAGUGGAUGAGUAUAAUAGGAGUCUAGUUAGGAAAUUAACCAUAGCUGCAGAGGAGAGUAUUGGUAGGACAGAACCAAGAGGUAUAGGGAGAGAAAGGAAAGGGAAGAGGUGGAGAGGAAGGAAAGAAGGCAACUGAAUAGGAGAUGUAGGAGCCUUAGAAGGUACAGACAGAACAGUGAGGUAGAGAGAAUAGAGUAUGAUUGAGUGUGGGAAGAGUAUAGGAGUAAGCAGCAAGAGGUGAAGGCAUUAAUCAGGAGGGCCAGAGGGAAUGAGGAGAGGAAAAUUAUUGAGGAACUUAGGAGAAAGGGUGAAGAAGGAGGUAGGGAAUGGUAUAAAUUUU
Portunus trituberculatus (swimming crab) is the source of this 1428-nucleotide messenger RNA. RefSeq lists its product as uncharacterized. The coding region runs from base 265 to 1224 and encodes 319 amino acids. Gene Ontology annotation, molecular function: catalytic activity. The record is from RefSeq and is a predicted model, not a curated record. The transcript is spliced from 2 exons. Lineage: Eukaryota; Metazoa; Arthropoda; Malacostraca; Decapoda; Portunidae.